GCUUGACAUCUAGAUGGGACAGAGACACCAUUAGGAAACCAAACAAAAUAAGGAUCUUUCCUUGCCUUUUUCAUUGAUUCAUCAGCCAAAAAUCCAAAACCAAUAGCAACCAACAAGUCCAGUUUCAAAAGCCAUCACCAAGAAGAUUUAAGAAACCAAGAAAUGAAUAUUCAAAUAGACUAAUAAAGAUAGAAUUUUGUGCACUUUCUUUCGUAUCAAAUAGGGAAAAAGACCAUUUUUUUUCAUUUUUGCGAAGUUCUCAAUCAGGUGAACUACCCCUUUUAUGUUAUAAGGAUUCAUCAACCUCAAGAUCAUUAAGAUAACAGAAUCAAGAAAAGAUGAUGACAAAUUUUGGCAGCACAAGUUCAUCUAGGAGAAGAUCAAAAUCAAGAAUCAAGCAGCAGACUGAACCUCCCUCUGAUUAUGCAGCAACCCCUCAACGUCCAUCUUCACUUGAGGUAUCCAAUUUGUCGCCUCAUUAUAUGAAGGCAACAAGUUCUUUCGAAGGGAAAAAAGGUCAUAUUCAGGCAAGUCCUCAUAGUUCUGAAUCUAGCUUUGAUAGUAGUGAUCAAAGUUGGAGUCCAUCUAGUAACAAGUCUAGUUCUAAAUCCAAGAGGUCUAACUCGAACUGCCAACAAGUUUCAGUUAAGUCAACUUGUUCUUCCACUCUCAAGGAUUCAAAGUUCCCUCAACGUGUGGAAGUUCAUCCUGGACAAAGUGAAUCAGACAGGAUUUCAAAAGUGAAAGUUUGCUCAUACCAUCACUGUUCACUCAAUAGACGCUGUGAUGAUCCAUCGGCCCCUAUAAAACUCGUCUUUAGAAAGAGAAGAGUCUUAAAAUCACAGAAAAGCAUUAGACUUGAAGGUGAGUCCACAAAUGCAGAUCACUUUUCUGCUGAUGUUACUAGUCUUGGUGCUCAAGUUCACAAGGGAAGCAACCUUAUACAAGAUGGUGGAGUUUUCGGAGUAAAUGAGGCUAUUGAGUAUGCUGAUCUUGUCGAGAUUGUGUUUGGUGAAACUUCAUUUCCAGAGAGAAGUUACCAGGAGACAAUUGACAUAAUGAGGAAAUAUUCUGCACAAGAGCAGGACACACUACUUAACACUACUUCAAAGUGUUGUAAUAGUAUGGAAAGAGAAUGGGAUGAAUCCACUUCUGUUAGUGAUUAUGUAGAAUCAUAUGAUCAGAGUGUAACGACACCAGUUUUUCGCAAUGAUGAGGAAAGAGAUGCUGAUUUCAAUGUCACCACAUGUGAGGAGGAAGAAAAUAUCAAAAAAGAAAUGUCUAAGAAUGAACCAUUUGCCAUAAGAACGACAUCGUUGACAGAUGAUUUUGUUGAAGCAAAAUGUUGCACUGAGUUUCCUUCUGCUUCAGCUAGCAUUGCUAGAAUGGAACUCGAAGAGAGUUUGCAAGAGACAGAUGGAAAAGCUAAUCCAACUGAAGAUGUUGAUCCCAAUGCCUUGGCCAAGAAGUUGCAUGUAGCCCAGUUUCCUAAAGAGAAGCAUAGGAGCAUGUGGAGCCUGUUUCAUAGACAUAUGAUUUCGGAUGAAUCUACAGAACUGGAUAGCAAAGUUAUCCGUGGAGAUGAUGAAGAAUAUCACAAGGAUGGGUGCAACAAAUCUUGUGCAGCAGAAAGUUCUGAUUCAUUUUUGAGUUUUUCCGAAAGAGAGUCAAUGACUACAAAUCAGGAUGCAAAUAGCCAGGAGAUUGAAGCGCGAAAGCUUUUAGCCAUUAAGCUAGUACGCGAAGCAAUCGAGAGAAUUCUUCUUCCAGAAGUUCAAGAUCAGUCAUCAGAUAAUCAAUCAGUAACAAGUGAAGUGUGUACCGAAGAAAACUCCAACGAGUCAGACACCAAGAACGAGGAAUGUGAUAAGGCAGGAAAUAUAACCAGAGAAAACACGGGCAGCCCUGAGAAACAGGAAAACGAAGAACAAGUCACGAAUAAAGCUGAGAAGAAAGCGCCAACACACUGGAGCAAUCUUAAAAGAUGGAUUCUUCUCCAACGAUUCAUCAAGGAAUUGGAGAAGUUGAGAAAAUUCAACCCAAGGAAGCCGCAGUAUCUGCAGCUGGAGCCUGAUCCUGAAGCAGAAAAGGUUAAUCUGAAACAUCAGAUAGAGGAUGAGAGGAAAAGUGCAGAAGAAUGGAUGCUUGACUAUGCACUACAGCAGGCGAUAAGUCAGCUUGCUCUGACUCAGAAAAGAAAAGUAGGACUACUUGUAACCGCUUUUGAAAAUGUGGUUCCUCCUCGAGGCAGUAAUAUCCAGGUUACAUUUCCUAAAUUGAAAACUAGAAAUGACAACAAUUUGCAAAUUGCAGAUAAAGUUCGUGAAAAGUAUUCAACGCGCUUAGACAAAAGGAAUGCAGAUGAUAACUGGUCGAUGUUAGAAUAUGAUGAUGCUCAAAAGGCCCUCGUCCUCUGCCAGAAGUUGGAUGAAGUCACAAGCACUUCGAGUGACAAGGUAUUGGUUGAAGAAAAAGCUAAGCGACAAGCUAAGGAAGAUGGACGUUCAAAGUUGGAACGUGAAGCUCGGAUUAAUGUCUCAAAAGCAAGUCACAAAAAAGAGAAGUUUGGUGAUUCAAAUGAUGAUUCUCUAAGAGGAACAUCUUCUACUAUCACAAAAUUAGGCAACAACAGUGAUGAAACACAGGAAAAUAACAUGGAUCUCUCUGAAUGUGAGGCCACGGAGAGUAUUACUGCAUCCAGUGAUGAGAACAAAAAGUUAACAGAAGCAGAAGACGAAGAUGGAACAAACAGAAAACAGGUGAACAAACAAAAGCACAUCAGCAUGUGGCACAUGAUAUCACAGCAGAUACUUCCAGAUGUUGUAUCAAAAGUAGGGAGUGAACUACUUGACGGAACAAAUGAUGAGGUAGACCACAACAAAACACUAGCUGAAACGAAUACGGACAGUUCUCUUCACGAUUUCUCUGAAGAAAAGGAUGAUAUAAGCCACUGUGGGAGAAGUUUCAGCAGAAAUGAUGCUGUCAAUCUCAUAAGAGAAGCAGUUAGCCAGAUCCUAACAACACCGACUAAAGAUGAUUCAUCUGAUACACAGAGUGUUACUAGUGACAUUGUUCAAGAUGAAGAACCAGGAAAAACUGACCAUACAGAAGCCGAAAAGCAAAAUAAUACAAAUUCACUUUGCGAAAGCUUGAGACAUUGUGACAGUCAACAAACAAAUGAACUUGCUGCUAAUAAUACAAUCACCAAGAAUAAAUUUGAGCCACCAAAGUCCAAGAAUUGGAGCAAGCUGAAGAAAUUGAUCCUCCUUAAGAGAUCAAUAAAGGCACUGGAAAGAGCUCGGAAACUCAAUCCACAACCCCCUCAACUUCUCCUUCCCUCUUUACCUGAUCAAGAAAAAGAAAAAGUGGAUUUGAGGAACCAAAUGACAGAUGAGAGGAGAAAAGCUGAACAAUGGUUGCUCGAUAAUGCAGUGCAACACAUGGUCAGUAAGCUAACUCCUACGAGGAAAACAAGAGUGGCGAUGCUUGUGGAAGCUUUCGAAGCAGUUGUUCCGUUCCCAGAAGUAUGAAUUCAACUGAAGUUGGAGUAAACUUAAUCAAGCAAAUUCUUUGAGAACCUUUUUACGCGAAUUAUGAAGGUAAGCAAAUUAACUAUCUAUACUUCCUAGAAAUAGCUAAAUGUUACUCAAGGAAAAACCUUAAGAUGAACUGAAAUAGAGGAUCUUUUUUGCUUUCCCUUUUCAUUUUGUUCCUUGAAUUAGAGCUUGGACGGGUAACUUUUGAUGAAUCGAAACGAGCUUAUGCACUCAUUUGAUACUUCUACUCCCCAGGGAGAACGCGGACAAGAGUUUACACCUCUCAUUAGAGGCUAACUGAAGAUGAUAGGAUAGAUUUCUAUCAUCACGUGUGAUCCAAAAAUCUACAAUUGGACAGGUAAAUACAAAAGUAAUUUCUGAAGGUUGAUUGUGUUUGACAUUGCUUCAGCACAUAAAAAAUAAAAUAACCCUAUGAUUUUUGUUUUGGAUUUAUGAAUAAAAGAAACUAUUGACUCAAUGAGUACAUGAUCAAAUGAAAAUGUUGCAA
Solanum dulcamara is the source of this 4044-nucleotide messenger RNA. RefSeq names its product calmodulin binding protein PICBP-like. The transcript is spliced from 2 exons. Gene Ontology annotation, molecular function: calmodulin binding. The record is from RefSeq and is a predicted model, not a curated record. NCBI's taxonomy places the organism in Eukaryota, Viridiplantae, Streptophyta, Magnoliopsida, Solanales, Solanaceae. Bases 339 to 3530 code for a protein of 1063 amino acids.